Suillus bovinus is the source of this 601-nucleotide messenger RNA. RefSeq lists its product as uncharacterized. The coding region runs from base 171 to 488 and encodes 105 amino acids. NCBI's taxonomy places the organism in Eukaryota, Fungi, Basidiomycota, Agaricomycetes, Boletales, Suillaceae. The record is from RefSeq and is a predicted model, not a curated record. The transcript is spliced from 5 exons.
GAGACGGUGAACUUGUGGCGAACCAUCUACAUACAGGCUAGCGGCAGAAGCCAGUGUCUUCACAUGCCUCAGGCUCCUUCUGACUAUGCAAGGCAGUGCGCAACUAGUACGCAUUGAUACUUCUGUUUCCUAUCAUUGCCCUUUGCGCGCUACACAACAACAUCUACUUCAUGUCCAACAUCCCAUCAGAUAGCGCAUGCACUUUUUGCUGUGUGGCUAUCUUGACUUCGCUCCAGCAAUGGUGCGAUACCCAUGCAUUAGGCGCUAAUUGCAAAUGCUGCUGUGGCCCACGCGGGUGCUGUGAUAGUUGUUUCGAGUCGGCUUUGAACGAGGACAAUUUUGAAACACAACUCAAGGAAGAUGCGGAACGCAGAGAGGCUGCUGCUGGACGACUUUUUGAUACUCAACCUGCACCUACUGAAGGCAUGAAAGCUUCACAGACACAGACAAAUUUGGGAAAUUCCCCUCUUCCUCGAUGUUUCGCCUAAACGAUCAUUUAGCUCAGCCGCUCAGCGGGGUAAAUCAGAGCUACGUACUUAGGAGUACUAGUGCCAAUGGGAUAACAACGUAAUAAUACGCGGGCACCUAAUUCCAUCAUCUA